AAUCAAUACAUCGCAGCUACCCUAUAAAAGUUGACUGACCAUUGUGAAAAACUAGAUCAAAAGACCAUGCGUAGGAGUAUUUUAUUAUGUAUGCUUCUUAAUUGUUUAGCCUAUUUUGUUGUUGAAUCUGAUGCUCAACGAGGCGGUGGUCGUGGUGGCGGCGGGAGCCGAGGUGGUGGUGGUCGAGGUGGCGGCGGAAGAGGUGGAGGUGGCGGUCGCGGUGGCGGAGGCCGCGGAGGCGGCUGGGGAGGCGGGCGAGGUGGAGGACGUGGAGGAUGGGGUGAAGGACGUGGAAGAGGUGGAUGGGGAGGUGGAAGAGGAGGUAGUGGAUGGCAUAACUCGCAUAGUCAUGAAAGCUCCGGUUCUAGUUGGCAUCCAACGUAUUAUAACAGAAAUAAUUACUAUGGCGGCUGGGGACGACCACGCGGUCCAGGACUCCUGGGUCUACUUUUCGGAUUUGGGAGGCGUGGUGGAUAUGGCGGAGGAGGUGGAUAUGGUUAUCAGCCUCAAGGAUACUGUAGAGUUGCUCAAUUCGUUGAUUACGUCGGCCCAACGGCUCGUUACUACUGUGAUUGUCCACCGUAUCCACCAAAUUAUCAAUGGACUCAGUGUACAUAUUUGCCUAUAAAAAGUACAAACUUUUGAUUAAUUGGUUUAAUUUUUGAUGUGGAGAGUACAAAUGAAGUUCAAUUUUUU
This is a messenger RNA of Caenorhabditis elegans, 696 nucleotides long. It is a transcript of the gene F55A12.18, whose product is annotated as Glycine-rich protein DOT1-like. NCBI's taxonomy places the organism in Eukaryota, Metazoa, Nematoda, Chromadorea, Rhabditida, Rhabditidae. The transcript is spliced from 4 exons. Bases 67 to 645 code for a protein of 192 amino acids. The record is from RefSeq and is marked reviewed.